CAACUGUUAAAGAAUAUGAUGACUACUUAUCCAUGUUGGAUUCUGAAAACUCCAGGAUAAGGACUUGGCUAGACAAAAUAGGUGCUAACACAUGGUCAAAAGUAAUUUCUGGACCAAAGAGAUAUAAUAUUAUGACCUCCAAUUGUGCUGAGUCUAUGAACAAAGUCAAUGUAUGUGCAAGAGAGUAUUCAGUCUCUAAACUUGUUGAUUUUUUGCGUGAAAGGAUGCAACAAUGGUUCACAGAGAGGAAAGAUAAAGCUGAGAAAACAAGUACUAUACUCACACGGAAAUGUGAGAAACGUCUUGUAGCUUUGCAAGCUGAAGCUACACGUAUGAAGGUGAAACCAUCAUGUGCAUAUGAAUUUGAAGUUGUUGAUAGCAGAUGCACGUCCUUUGUGGUCAAUCUCAACUCUAGAAGUUGUACUUGUGGCCACUUUCAACUAG
This is a messenger RNA of Cuscuta europaea, 444 nucleotides long. NCBI's taxonomy places the organism in Eukaryota, Viridiplantae, Streptophyta, Magnoliopsida, Solanales, Convolvulaceae. The record is from the annotation of a GenBank genome assembly.